Molecule: messenger RNA, 1011 nt
Organism: Brettanomyces bruxellensis
Lineage: Eukaryota; Fungi; Ascomycota; Pichiomycetes; Pichiales; Pichiaceae
Exons: 1
Coding region: 1-1011 (336 amino acids)
Biological process (GO): endocytosis; endoplasmic reticulum to Golgi vesicle-mediated transport; intra-Golgi vesicle-mediated transport
Cellular component (GO): Golgi apparatus
Molecular function (GO): metal ion binding; GTPase activator activity
Source: RefSeq, a predicted model, not a curated record
AUGGGAUACCUCACAGAAAAGAGAAAGCACACAGAACAAAACCAGAGAAUCCUCAGAGGGCUUCUCAAAGAGCCUGGAAACAGGUACUGUGCGGACUGCAAGGUGGCCAAGAACCCUCGGUGGGCAUCAUGGAGUUUGGGUAUCUUUAUUUGCAUCAGAUGCUCUGGAAUUCACCGUUCCAUGGGUACGCACAUCUCGAAAGUUAAAUCGGUUGAUUUGGAUUCUUGGACUGACGAAGAAGUUCAAUCUAUGGUGCUCUGGGGUAACGAGAAGGCGAACAAGUUCUGGGAGGCCGGUCUUCCCGACGGAUAUGUGCCGGAUGAGGGGAAAAUUCAAAGCUUUAUACGGACAAAGUAUGACAUGAAGAAAUGGUGUCCUCCUGGCAGCAAUGGCCAUGUUCCAGACCCUAGAACGAUUAAAAAUGGGCAUUCUGCGUCUGUAACUACCUCGGCAAUUUCACAGAAUGGAUCUUUUGGUGCCCACGGAGCCAAUUCGUCGGAAACGCAAUCCUCAAACACACUUUUAGACUUAGGUGUGGACUUACAGACGGCGAAACCGAUGCAGAAAAGCGAACCAAUCACAUCUUUGCGACCACAACCAACAAGGAGCAUCUCUUCGAAUUCGCAAUCGACCCUUUCCAUGCUGGAUGGAAGCAUUUCCCAGGAGCAAAGUCGGCAAAAGCAGAAAAACAGCCGGCCCGAGCUCAAGAAGUCGAUUCUCUCGCUUUAUUCGACUCCUUCAGCAUCGUCACAGUCGCUUCCAGCAUCGUCGAAUACCAGAAAUGGGGCAUCCUCCAACUUUGGCUACCUGUCAUCCCAGAAUCAGACAGUGCUUUCUGGAUUUUCCACACCUGUCGCACCUCUACCCACAUCAAGGAAUGUGCAGGCUGCUUGGAAUGUUAGCAAUAUUUGGGCAAGCAGCAAGUCAUCGUCUACAAGUGAUUCGAUGCAGGAUUCACGAUCUGGCUCACAAACAGGAAAUAACGAUGCAUUCAAGAAUAUCUGGAAAUAA